AUGUAAUAAAAGUUAGAAACAAUAAAAGGUUGGGAUAUUGAUACAUCAUUUGAAUCUCAAGGGAUAUUGAAACCUAAGAUUAAUUAAAUUAUAGCAGAAGAACCUUGUUAAACAAAAACUCUCUCUUCAGAAAGAAAACCAUCUCCUAAAAAAAUAAAUAAGACACCGAAAACUCGAACUCCUAUAAAUUCGGUUCAUUAUGAAUAAGGAAGUCUUAGUUCAAAUUCUUUAGGCAAAUUAUAUGUUAAAAAACAAUUUAAAUAACCUCUCCCACCUCCUCAACUUCUAACAGUGUCUAAAUUAAAAUUAAGAUUAAAUGCUCUUCCAUAAUAACCUUCAAUGCCAUAAAAAGCUUAUUCAAGUGCUCAAUUAAAUACUAUUUUGUAAUUAAAAAGAAAGAAUAUGUAUUUACAAUCUAUCUUGAAAAAAGUAAUAAUAAAUUUGUCUAAAAAUACUUAAGGUUAAUAAUAAUGAGAGUGAAGAACGAUACAAUAAAUCAUAAUGUGAUCAAUUGAUGGUUACUCAUAACAGAGCUUCAUAAUCGAUGUGGAUGGAGAGUACUAUGGCCAUGCGCAGUUUCUUUAACACUCGAAUUGGACAUUUUAAAGCAAAUGGUACCAAGCAUAAGUUUGUAGUGUGAU
Messenger RNA from Paramecium primaurelia, 641 nucleotides. The record is from the annotation of a GenBank genome assembly. Lineage: Eukaryota; Ciliophora; Oligohymenophorea; Peniculida; Parameciidae.